Messenger RNA from Durusdinium trenchii, 543 nucleotides. The record is from the annotation of a GenBank genome assembly. NCBI's taxonomy places the organism in Eukaryota, Dinophyceae, Suessiales, Symbiodiniaceae.
AUGCACUCCAUACCGACCUGCCAUACCGACCGAGUGCCCCUCUCUCUCUCUUUGGGUGAGGCGUCCGGCUGCAUCUUGGAUCAGCUGGAGAAGGUCUGCGAGGGCGAGGCCCCCGAGCUCGUGGCGCCCGCCGCGGAGGAGAACCUGUGGAUGUGCUGUUGCCCCGAGCCCUACGUGCCUUGUAGCCCCAACGAGUCCGACACGACCUGCGCCCCUCGGCACCCGGUCACCACGCGCGAACGCGGCCGCCGAUCCGCGCCGAUCUCGACCGCCCCGGUGCCGAGGCUGCUGGACGCGGCGACCGCGUCGUGCGGCGACCUGGUCCGGGCCACCGCGCCGGCGAAGUGCGGUGAAUGGCCGAAGGCCAUGCCGAAGCUGAUGUGUGAAAUGUUGACCUGGCAGUGGGAGGAGUUGGGCGAUGGGAACGCUGCGGAGUUCGCUCAGUACGACUGUCCCAUGAUCCAGGAGAACCAAGCCACGGGCGGCGAUGAGCGGAAGGGCCAUCGCUUGAAUUGGGAUCCGCGUCGGAGCCGCGAGUUGUGA